Molecule: messenger RNA, 969 nt
Organism: Emericellopsis cladophorae
Lineage: Eukaryota; Fungi; Ascomycota; Sordariomycetes; Hypocreales; Bionectriaceae
Exons: 5
Coding region: 1-969 (322 amino acids)
Molecular function (GO): pectate lyase activity
Source: RefSeq, a predicted model, not a curated record
AUGAAGUUUGUCUCCAGCAUCCUCUCCCUCGCUCUCGUGGCACUGGCCCUCGCGUCGCCUCUUGAGAAGCGUGCCUCUGCCACCGAUCCUUGCAACAUUGGCUACUGCACGCAGAACGGCGGUACGACGGGCGGUGCUGGUGGCUCGACGACGACCGUUCGCAGCGUCUCUGAGCUUCAGGCUGCGGCGGGUGCGUCCGGUCCGCGCAUCAUCUUUGUCGAGGGCUCGAUCAGGGGGGGCGCCAAGGUUGAUGUCGGCUCCGACAAGACCAUCAUCGGCCGCCCUGGCAGCAGUCUUGAGGGCGUCGGCCUCGAGGUGUACGGCCAGUCCAACGUGAUCAUCCGCAACAUGAAGAUUGGCAAGGUGCCCGCCGACUACGGCGACGCCAUCCGCCUCGUUGAGUCGACCAACGUCUGGGUCGACCACUGUGAUCUGUACGGCGACCGUAGCGUGGGCAAGGACACCUAUGAUGGCCUCGUGGACCUGUCUCACGCCGCCGACUGGGUGACCAUUUCCCACACAUACUUCCACGACCACUCCAAGGGCACUCUCGUUGGUCACUCGGACAAGAAUGCCGCCGAGGAUCAGGGCAAGUUGAGGGUAACCUAUGCCAACAACCACUUUUACAACCUCGGCAGCCGCGCGCCCCUCCUGCGCUUCGGGACCGCCCACAUUUUCAACAACCUCUACGACGCCGUCGAUACGGGCGUCAACACGCGCAUGGGCGCGCAGGCGCUGGUGCAGUCGAGCGUCUUCCAGAACUCAGGCAAGAAGGCCAUCUUCAGCGCGUCCAGCAAGGAGGUCGGCUACGCCGUGGCCAUAGAUGUCGUACUGGGCGGGCAGAGCGCCAACACGGCGCCACAGGGCUCGCUGGGGGCCGGCAGCUUCCCGUACCAGUACAGCCUGCUCGGCUCGGGAAGUGUUGCGAGCACGGUCCCGGGACAGGCUGGCCAACGCUUGAACUUGUAG